AUGCGCUUCCUGCUCGCCUUCGUCUUCGUGUUGGCUCUCGCCAGCGCGGCCUCGGCCACCACCAAUAACGCCAACAACCUGGAGGAGCUGAUCGCCAACGCCCUGCCGGCCAAGUACGGCCAGCUCAAGGCCCAGGUGGCCGCCCUCCAGGCCAACCUCACGGCGCAGAUCAACGCCGUCCAGGACUCGCUCGCCGCCGUGGCGGCCAACGUGCGCUACAUCAAGUCGCUCGAGCAGCUGGGCAACCUGCCCGACGCCUCCACCUGCACCACCCUCGACUGUGUCCGUACGCCCAUCAACCAGCUCGACGAGCUCCUCAUGCAGCUCUACGCCACGCGCCUCUCGUUCGCCCUCCAGGCCGGCUACAUCAAGUACGCGGCGGGCCAGGACGUGCUGGACUCGAGCCGCGAGUCGGUGGUGCUGGCCAACGCCCGCGCCAGCGCCGUGGCCAACGGCCUGCCCGAGUACGUGGGCCAGGUCCUCUACGGGAACUACUGCAUGCUCUACGUCUCCAAGCGCCUUCAGGUGGAGACCCUCAACGCCGAGUUCAACGCCGGCCUUCCCGUUCCCGUCCAGCACGCCGAUUGA
Acanthamoeba castellanii str. Neff is the source of this 588-nucleotide messenger RNA. Its product is annotated as chorismate mutase, putative. The record is from RefSeq and is a predicted model, not a curated record. Bases 1 to 588 code for a protein of 195 amino acids. Gene Ontology annotation, biological process: chorismate metabolic process; salicylic acid biosynthetic process. The transcript has a single exon. Gene Ontology annotation, molecular function: chorismate mutase activity. NCBI's taxonomy places the organism in Eukaryota, Discosea, Longamoebia, Acanthamoebidae.